Sphaerodactylus townsendi is the source of this 540-nucleotide messenger RNA. Its product is annotated as amyloid beta precursor protein binding family B member 2-like. Bases 1 to 540 code for a protein of 179 amino acids. Gene Ontology annotation, biological process: regulation of DNA-templated transcription. The transcript is spliced from 5 exons. Gene Ontology annotation, molecular function: amyloid-beta binding; transcription factor binding. The record is from RefSeq and is a predicted model, not a curated record. Lineage: Eukaryota; Metazoa; Chordata; Lepidosauria; Squamata; Sphaerodactylidae. Gene Ontology annotation, cellular component: nucleus; cytoplasm.
AUGGCUGAACGGAAGAAUGCCAAAGCUGUGGCUUGCAGCUCACUGCCCGAGUGGACGAACGGCACCCUUGAUGUGCCCUUGCAAGUAGAUUUCCCAACACCAAAGACUGAGCUGGUCCAGAAAUUCCACGUGCAAUACUUGGGCAUGCUUCCUGUCGCCAAGCCAGUGGGUAUGGACACCCUGAAUAAUGCUAUAGAAAGCCUAACUGAUUCCUCUAGCAGAGAGGACUGGAUGCCAGUCACCAUGAACGUUGCUGAUGCUACCGUGACAGUCAUCAGCGAAAGGAAUGAAGAGGAAGUUGUAGUGGAAUGUCGUGUCCGCUUCUUGUCCUUCAUGGGAGUGGGGAAAGAUAUCCACACCUUUGCCUUCAUCAUGGAUACUGGGAACCAACAUUUCGAGUGCCACGUUUUCUGGUGCGAGCCCAACGCAGGCAAUGUAUCGGAGGCCGUUCAGGCUGCUUGUAUGCUCCGGUAUCAGAAAUGCUUGGUCGCCAGACCUCCUUUUCGCGAGAAAGUCCGUCACUCUUUGCAGACUCAGUGA